UCUGCGAUCAUGUCACUUGUAUUGUAUUAACUGUCAAAUAAAAUAUCAUUUUUUUAGCUUGAACCUUGAAUUGGUCAUCAAUUUUGUCAACAAGUCCAGUAAAUUCGUAGACUAGAUAGUGUUUUUGUCUUGGAUGGCGUAUACUUUCUAUUUCAUUUAGAUAUUCUCGUCAAGUAAACCCUAGCCUAACUUGUACGUUAAAUAAAGAUAAUAAAAAUGAGUACGAUGGAAGAAAUAGAAGAAGAGGCGAAAGCUGCAGCGGAGAAGAUGGUAAUGAACAUGAUGCAGAGACCAGGACAGCUAGAAAAGGUUGAACACUAUAAGAAAAGAAUUACACAUAAAAAGGCUUCUAUUGAGGCUCAACUGAAGUCAGCAGUUCAGGGCAAACUAGAUGGAGUCAGUGUUGGAUUGAAGCAACUACAAGAAUGUUUGGAAGAUGUUCAACAAGUAAGCCUCAAAAUGGAUGAAUUAGAAGAAUUAUUAAAAAGUGUGCCCCCUCUUGUGGCAUCUCUGCAAGCAGUGAGGGAAGAAGAUUCUCGUCAUUCACAAUAUGUUACUGCUAUGGACAGUCUGAAACAUAUAUUCACAGUACCAGAAAGUGUUGCUAAAACAAAACAAUGGAUUGGAGAAGGCAAACUGCUGCAUGCACAUCAAUGUCUAAAUGACUUGGAGAACUCUAGAGAUGAUUUGUUGUAUGAGCUGCAUAGGUUGCCUAAUCAGUCAUCACAUGAUAAAAUAAUGCUCAAGGCAUAUUUUGAAGAUGUAGAGAUGGUGUCAAACCUCCUUGAGAAACAGAUCAAACUUAUCCUUGCAAGAACUUUAAACACUGUCCGUAAAGAACCAACUGUUAUAGUAACAGCAUUGAGGAUUAUCGAGAGAGAAGAAAAACGAGAUCAGAUGGCAUUGCAGCAACAAAGUCAAACAGGUUUUAUGCCUCCUGGCCGACCUAAAAACUGGAGAGCGAAAGCUUUUGAAGUACUGGAAUGUGCCGUCGCCCAGCGAAUAGAAGGCACUCGCGUUGACGAGAGAGAGGACAAUAAACUGUGGCUGGUCAGAUACUUGGAACUUACGAGACAGCUUAUUUUAGAAGAUCUUAGAGUUGUCAAAACAUUGUGCGUUCCUUGUUUUCCGCCGCAUUACGAUAUUGUUAACAAAUAUGUUAAUAUGUACCAUAUUUGUUUGUCGGCUAGUCUGCAAGAUGUAGUUACUAAUGGAAUAGAAGGAAAUGAAUAUGUUACAUUAUUAUCGUGGAUACUAAACACUUAUCCAAAACAUGAGUUAAUGGGUAGCACAGAACUGAAUAUUGAUGUGUCGACCUUACCACCUUUACUUAGCAAAGAAACUAUGCAAAAACUGCAGGAUGAAUAUUUGCAGAAAAUGGAAUCUAACUACAUGGAGUGGAUGGAGAAAACUUUAGAAUCCGAGCGCGCGGAAUGGGCGGGGCAACGGGCUCCCGAUGUUGAGCCUCAUUCAAACGCCUACCUCACACACGCACCCGUCAUCAUAUUCCAGAUGAUCGACCAGAACUUACAGGUUACCGAAACUAUCAGCAAAGAUAUAACAUUCAAGGCUCUAUUACUAAGUAUAGACCAAGUAACACGCUAUGGAAACAUGUACAGAGAAGGAGUCAUACAAUUCAAGAACGCUCACUUCGCGGACCGUUCCCGCGUGGCGUACUUCACGCACCACAUGAUCACUAUCGUGAACAACAGCGAGCAGAUGGUACGGCUGGCGCAGCAGACACAGGCGCGGCACUGGCCGCCCGGCCGGCACGACCCGCCUGCCGAAGCCAAGUUCGACAAAAUGCUUAACACUUUCCAGAGCUUGAGAGACGAAGCAGCACAAUUCCUCCUUGAGGAAGCAUUCCUUGACCUAGAGGUGCACUUUGAAGACUUAUUUACUGCGAAGUGGCUACCCUCCACUAUACCAGUGGAUACUAUAUGCAUCACACUCGACGACUAUUUUCAAGAUUACAACCAUUUGAGGGAUAAAAAUUUUGAGUAUGUAAUUAAUGAAGCGCAAAAUCUCGUCUACAAGAAAUAUAUAACGGCUAUGUUAUCCAAGAAAGUUACAUUUAAGAAUGUUGAAGAAGCUCAGCUAGCUGCAACUAAAAUAGUGAAGGAGGCAAAUCAAAUAAGGUCCUUCUUUAGAAAGAUUGCAGCCGAGGGCGUCAACGUAGACUAUCCAUUCGAAGUCAUUAGCAUGUUGGCAGAGGUGUUACGUUGCCAAGACAUCGAGAUGCUAUCGCUGGACUUGCACAGCGUGGUGGCGAAGUGUCCGGACAUGUCGGAGGAGCAGCUGUGGCGGCUGGUGUGGCUGCGCGGGGACGUGCCGCGGGCGCGGCUCCGCGACACGGUGGCCAUCGCGCUCGCCUCGCGCCCGCCGCCGCGCGCCAACUCACACCCCUCGCUCUUCAAGCACAUCACAUUCAACGAACGAUUACUCGCACAUUUUAACCUCUAAGCGCCUGUUUUCACAAUCACUGAUUAGCCGCUACCUAUCUGGCAGAGAAAUAUAUUUUUUUUACAUUAUUUGUAUGAAAAAACCUGUUAAGUAAUUUAACGGGAACUUAUGAGGCGGUGGUAAAACAGGCCCUAAAUGUGUCAGGCCCUAAAGGCCCUGAUUGAUGGCUAACUUGUAAAAAAUCUUUAAGGCCUCAUUACGAAUACCAAAGUUCCAACAUUUAACUUUCACAUCUGGUAAAAGCAAGCGUAUGAUGUCAGUUAUUUCUAUUCAUAAAAACUCCAAUAGCCAACAGGAGACUGUGGACUUUAAUCAGUAUGAUAGCCUGAGUCCGUUAGCGCUAACUAGGUCGGGGUGACACUUAUAUUAUAAGAAUGUAAUAA
This is a messenger RNA of Trichoplusia ni (cabbage looper), 2846 nucleotides long. RefSeq names its product exocyst complex component 3-like. The record is from RefSeq and is a predicted model, not a curated record. Gene Ontology annotation, cellular component: exocyst. Gene Ontology annotation, biological process: exocytosis; exocyst localization. The coding region runs from base 217 to 2463 and encodes 748 amino acids. The transcript has 11 exons. Lineage: Eukaryota; Metazoa; Arthropoda; Insecta; Lepidoptera; Noctuidae. Gene Ontology annotation, molecular function: SNARE binding.